GCGAGGCGAGACGAGGCGAGGCGUGCGCGGGCGCGAUUUCUCUCACAAGGUAGUUUAAAAAUGGCGGACGACAGGUAGACGUUUCCGUCGCGGCUGCACGCGCUGCCAGGUACGGGAAACGCGCGCGCGCGCGAGUGUAUUCUCACCAGCGGCGGUGGUAUCGUCGAUCGCGGCGAAGACGCGUCAAAGUUGGACCGAAAUCUGCGUGGAUUAUGGCGUAAAUCAUGCCAUGAAGGCGCGAAGCGCGACGUGAAUGAAGUCCGGAUCACCUUGUCACCGUCGCUCGUUACAUUCCGCUGGCGCGAUUGCAAAGCGCGGAGGGAACGGGGGAGGAAGGAAAGCGGAUCAACCAUCGGCGCCGCAUGUCGAACCGCGCGCUCGCAUACGUAAAUAUAUCUGCACAAAUUACAAACACAUAACAAUGGAACACUCAGAGCUAGUGGCAGAAAUGGUACACGUUGAAAGACUGACGACGCAAGAACGGUUACAUUUGGCACGUCAUCGUAGACUACAGCAAUUGAAAGUAUGGAGACAACGUGAAAAGGAAUGGUUACGGCAUCAAACUAGGCAUACAAGUAACAAGCGGCACAUAUAUUUUAGCGAUAGUGUUAUGUUAUUAGAAGCCGCUGCAAGAAAUGAUAUCGAUGAAGUAAGACGACUUUUGAAGAAAGGUGUAAAUCCAGACUCGACAAACGAAGAUGGUUUAACGGCGCUGCAUCAAUGUUGCAUAGAUGAUAAUGAAGAAAUGAUGAAGUUACUUAUUGAAUUUGGUGCUAAUGUAAAUGCAGAAGAUAGUGAGAAAUGGACACCAUUACAUGCUGCUGCUACAUGUGGUCACUUACACUUAGUCAAAUAUCUUAUUGCCAGAGGUGCAAAUUUAUUAGCUGUUAACGCUGAUGGCAAUAUGCCAUAUGAUAUUUGCGAAGAUGAAAAAACAUUGGAUUGCAUCGAAGGAGAGAUGGCGAGGCGAGGAGUUACUCAAGAAUUAAUAGAUGAAACAAGAGCCUCAACCGAGGUUCAAAUGUUACGGGAUUUGCAAAAAAUUGCUUCUUUAGGAGGUGAUCUUGAAUAUAAGGAUCAUCAAGGUGCCACACCUCUUCACAUUGCAGCGGCAAAUGGCUACUUACGAGUUGUAGAAUUUCUUCUUGAUCAACAUGUAUCAACAGAUGUAGAGGACAAUGACAAGUGGCAGUCAGUUCACGCAGCUGCAUGUUGGGGACAUUUGGAAGUACUUGAAUUAUUGGUGCAGAAUGGAGCAGACCUAAAUGCAAAGAAUAAGCACGAUGAAACCCCUGCAGAUAUAUGUGAGGAUCCGGAAAUUAGGGAGAGAAUAGUGGAAUUGAAAACGGAACAGGAGAGUAAACGACUUCGUGAAGCACAGGGACGGAGGGUACGCAGAUCGCAGAGCAUAAAUACGCGGACACAGAGCGUGCGUCGAACAUCCAUACGAGACAAAGUUCUUACUACUAAGAAAGAUGCCCAAGAAGAAGCGCGUUUUAGGUUACAAGCACAACAGACAUACGUUGGUGCUCCUGCACCUAGUAUUCCGCCAUUGGAAAAUAAUACACAGGAAAUAGGAGACCACGAGACUGAUUCUAGCACAUUGACGUCAGCAGUGCGAAAAGGUCCCGAAGGAAAAGACAAUGAGUCUUUUCUUCAUGAAGAUGUUGAUAAAGAUUCAGUUUUCUAUGUCACUUUCCUAUUUCUUUAAAAUUAUUACAUUUCACGAUCUCUACAAUGCAUUUAAUUAUGUUAUCUUUUUUGUAUCAUAUACAUCACAUGAUACACCAAACAUUAUUUGCUCAUAGUGUACGUAAAACAUCUACGUGUGCUAUGCAUAAACGCUCUAAAAAAAGAAAAUUAAAAUAUACAUACACACAUAUACACAUCACAUCUCGUUUUAUCUACAUCCAAUCUCUUUGAUAAGACUUACAUGAUACAUGCUUUCUUAGCAUAUCUUUGUGGACCGCGCGUUAGCAAAGCUUAGCGGCCACUAACAAGCGCAAUAUAGAAUAAUAAUCAAACGAACGAUAUUUACUGUAGAUAUGUCGAAUUGUUUCUAUACUUUCUUACAUAAACUGGAGCCUAAUCGAUUUAGAGGACUAUAUAUACCAUAUUAGUAGGACGCACAAUAAGUAGAAUUUUAAAAGAUAUAUUAUUCUCUCUAUACUCUUUAUAUAUAUAUAUAUAUAGUAUUACGUGCAAGUUUUUUUUUUUUUUUUUUAGAGUAAGUAUAUAUUUAGAAGACUGUUACUUUUUCACAUUUCGUAAACUUUUGUCGGAUAAUGCGCUCACAUAGUAUAAUGAGCGAAUUUUGGGUCUAAGGCAUGACUUAACUUAAAGUAUUGAUCGCAGUUUUUUACAAAGUUUUAUGUAUAUUCGUUAUCAGAUUCUACAUUUUCGAAACGUAUUGAAAGUCGAUAGCAAACUAUCCGCUAAUCAAUAAAUGCUUCAUAUCCAUUGUAUUAUUUACCGUAUUGGAAAAAAUGGCAUAGAAUCAUAUUACUUUCUUUUUAUUAAGAUAGUCAAUCCAAAAAUAAAAAGAACAUAUCAGAUAUAUAGUGAGAUGACAAGCCAUUGGCGGACAAAUUACCAGCAGAUCUUUAUAUUUACGUUUCCUAGAUAAUGAUUCUGCUCUAGAUGAAAUAUUCUAAAAUCACUUCGUUUUUCAUUCGAUAAGAGAUCCCAAUGAUAGAUCAUGUUCAUUAUAACAAUAAUAAUGCGCAAAUAUAAUUAGAUCAAUCGUUUGUAGUAGCUGUUAAAUCAUUGGAGAAAUUUCAUUGUAGUAAAAAUGUGAAAAGACAUACAGAUAUAUCAUAGUCGUUUAAACACAGUUUCCUGCUCUUUAUAACGUAACAGCCGUGUUUGCCAUAUACAUAUCGUCUCUCUGUCUCUCUCUUUCAUAUUUAUUAGUUUUGCUUGCGUAAAACGCAACCACUUAUAAUCACGUUUAUUAUAAAUAUUGUUUAGUAAUAUACUGUGUUCGUACACCGAGAUGUGCAUAUGGUGAUCCUACUUGAUGCAAUGUUUUCGAAAUGCUUGUUGCUAAAAAGAGCAUGUCAGAGGCUUGGCGCAUGAGAUUCAUAGUUGACGUCCUCGUUUUCCUUUUUUUUUGUUUUUUUUUGUUGUUUUUUUUUUUGUUGUUUUUUUUUAAUCGGUGCAUAGGAAUAGAAAGUGGGGUAAAGGUGGAGGGACGAAAGAGUGGCGAUUGCGUCAAUCGAAAAAGUCAGCAUACUUGACGCGGGAGGGGGAGUAGCACAUUGGAUUUUUACGUGUUUGCCUGACAGCAGUGACAGGGCUUGACCCGCCGGUCGGCAGUCAGCAGCAGUCGCCGAUUUAUGCUACAGACAGCGAUACCAACGGCAAGAUCAACAUACAUGUGUCCGUUGUUUUCGUCAAAUCCUUAUCAGAUCUGAAGAAGCAACGGGCGCAGAAUCGGCACAUAUCCGGCGGCUCGUUGGACGCUAAUGGAAAUGGUAUCCCGAUGCCGGUCUCAUCCAUCUCCAAUUCCGACCUCAGCGCUGACGACUUUACGCAACGCUUCACUGGCAAUACCAGUGAGAUCGUCGGCGACAAUCACACGGAGAAGAACUGCUGCACCGUCAUGUAACGCACUUAUUUACGUAAAUCUCUCCCAAUUUCGUUUUUCCUCGUCUUCCUCACGUUAUUGCGCGAGAACAUCAACAGACUGAAUGUUUGCGCUUCUCACAAAAAAGAAAAAAAAUGAGAAUGUGUUCCUGCGAUUAUCUUCUAGUAUUUUUUUCAGAGAAGACUCAAUGUGUGUGCUGUGUUCUUAAAUUUCUACAAUUUUGCAAAUUGUACAUACAUUCAAUCCAAUUUCGAUGCGUGAUUAUUUUUUAUUGUUUAUUUAUUUAUUUUUAUUUUUUUUUUUUUAUAUUAUAUACAUGGCGCGAUAUAUUUGUACAUAUGAGAUAUAUGUAUGUAUAUAUCGCAAAUAAUAUCUGCAGCAUGUUGACAGCUUUAAAUUCGAGACAAUUAUCGCGCUGUUCUGAUAAUGCGCGAACGGCAUGUACUUAAAUCUCGUAACAAAAUAGCUUUUUCCUGCAAUUAUCACAAAAUCGUGAAAAAAUUGUAGCGUUUAAAUAAGCUUCAUGUCAACAAACGAGAAUACCUUGUUACGAUAAAGUUAAAGAACGUGUACUUACACAUUCACAGAGAUAUUGCAUUUUUCUUUAAAUUAUUUAUAACUCUUCAACGCCUAAGACAUUUAAGUAUUGUACAGACUUUUACUUUUAUUUAUUGCUAUAUUAAAAGAAAUGUAUAGAUUAUACAGUUUAGAGAGUAAGAAAUGUGUAUUACAUUUGUAGAGGUAUUGCUUGGAUGCGAUUUUUUUUCUAGUAUAUUUUUCCGUAAACAGGUAUAAGAUUAUCAAACAAACUUCCAAUGUUUUCUAUGAGACUCUAGGUGUAAGAGGAUUAAGUGAAAACCGUUUUUUAUAUCGAUUUAAAGAUUAUUUGUAAAUUUUAAUAUGUGGUAUUUAUCUAUAUUACAACUAUAGACUUCACCGUUUUUAACCGUUUUUAAUUUCUUCGUUCUACGUAUAGCAAGUCACGUACAUCACAUUUAUAACUUACAACUUGCACCUGUUUUGCCCCUUUGACGAUGCUUAAGGCGUUUAAGUUUAAAUUCCAUAUUGUGUAUCGAUAUGUAAAUUUUACGUAAAAAGUUUAUGUGUGUGUAACGCCAGAUUCAGCAAUCAAAAUAGAGUACAAUAGUGACAAAUUUCAAAAUACUCGCGUAUGUGCGUAUAGGAUUAUGUGUAAAACGAAAUAAUCCAUUUUUGCGAACGGGCGUAUUUUUUUGUAUACUUCGUGUCAAACAAUAUUGAAAUUUUAAAGAAACCUUUUGAUGGGAGUAAAUAGUACAAAUAAACACUCGUACAUUCCUCCGCGAUGCAAUAAAUGUUGCCAAAUUCUGCGUGAUUCUUGGCUGCGAUCGUAUUUCGCGAUUUAUCCUAAAUCUUGCAAUUGCGUUAAUCGUAAAAUUUUAAUACUGCCAUGAUUAUUUCAAUAUGGUAAAGAUAUUAUUUAUACUUGGUUUGAAUAUGAAUGUCUAUGACGAAGAUUGAUUUCAAUGGCUGUAUUUGAAACGAAUUUAUGUGACAUCUAUCAUCUGUUAUGUUAUUGUAAUAUAUAUAUAGUAAUGUUAUAUAUACAUAUAAAAAUAAAAUCACUGUAUAUAUGUUA
Molecule: messenger RNA, 5207 nt
Organism: Formica exsecta
Lineage: Eukaryota; Metazoa; Arthropoda; Insecta; Hymenoptera; Formicidae
Gene: MYPT-75D
Product: protein phosphatase 1 regulatory subunit 16A
Exons: 9
Coding region: 254-1711 (485 amino acids)
Cellular component (GO): cytoplasm
Molecular function (GO): enzyme inhibitor activity; phosphatase regulator activity; protein binding
Source: RefSeq, a predicted model, not a curated record